AGACCUGGGAAUUGAUGAUACGUCAGGACCAUUUAAGAGAUGCACAGGUGAUACUAUAAACAUCAACGUGUCUUCAAGUUCAUUCACUGUUUGAGCUACACAGAGAAAAUGGCUCCGUAUCUUCACCUUAACUUAGCAACCUGGCUUUUCACACAGUUACUGCUUCUUCUGCUUCUCUUCAGAAAUGCAGAUUGUGGCCACAUAGUCAAGACUCUUCCUGGAUUUCCUGGUGAACUCCCAUUCAAACUAGAAUCCGGAUAUAUAGGAGUGGAGCAAUCAGAACUGUACUAUAUUUUUGUGGAAUCUACUGGGCACCCAAGAACUGAUCCUCUUCUGCUAUACUUAGUGGGAGGUCCUGGCUGUUCUGGUUUUAAUGGAUUCUUCUAUCAAACUGGUCCAUUGGCUUUCAAUGAUUCUCACUAUAAUGGGGGUUUGCCAGAAUUAUACUUAAGACCUUAUGCAUGGACAAAGACUGCUAGCAUCAUAUUCCUAGAUGCACCUGUGGGAACUGGAUUCUCCUACGCUAAUGACCCAGAAGGUUUGGUCGUAUCAGACACAUCAUCAGCAAGACAAACUUACAAGUUCCUAAGAAAGUGGCUGGCAGAACAUCCUCAGUACAUGGAUAUCCGUAUCUUCAUAGCAAGUGAUUCCUAUAGCGGCAUAGUUGCACCAAUCAUUGUUCAGUAUAUUUUAGAUGAUAAUGCUGCUGGAGUAAAGCCACACCUGAAAUUAAUAGGAUUGAUAAGUGGGUCUCCACAUCAAGGCAUUGAGCUAGAGGCAAAUGCAGAAAUAGAGGUAGCUUAUAGAUUGGGACUCAUAGGAAACAGACUUUACCAGAGAGCCAGAGAGAGCUGCAAGGGACAGUAUUUUAGUGUGGACUCCUCAAAUAAAGGAUGUGAAGAAGCACUUGGACAGAUUGAUGAGCUGCUAAAUGAUAUAUAUCUUGAAAAUGUUUUGGGUCCAAAAUGUGUGACUAAUUCACCAAAACCAGAUGAAGAUGAAACUCAAUCUGGUAGAAGAAGAAUAAGAAGUCUCCAAGGAGAGAAAGCAAGACGUUUCUCUGGCCUAUCUUUUCCACAAUGGUGGUGCAAGAACUCUGCUUAUGCACUUUCAUAUGCAUGGGCAAACAAUGAGACUGUUAAAGAAGCACUUCGUAUUAGAGAGGGAACUGUUGAGAAAUGGUACAGAUGCAAUCUUGUCAUAGAAGAACUAUACAAUCAUGAUAUUGCUUCUGCCUUUAGCUACCAGAAGAAUUUUACUAAAACAGAUUUACAGGUUUUGCUCUAUACGGGUGAUCACGACCUUGUUGUCCCACAUUUAGCCACCGAACAAUGGUUAAGAGCCCUUAAUAUAACAACAGAGUAUUCUUGGCGUCCCUGGUUUGUGGAUGGUCAGGUUGCAGGGUACAAAAUUAUAUAUCAGAGUUAUUCAUAUCGCUUGACAUAUUUAACUGUGAAGGGGUCAGGGCAUUCUCCCACAGAGUACUACAAUAAAAAAUCCUACGAAAUGUUUGCAAGGUGGAUCCAUUUUUAUCCUGUCUAAUUUUAUAGUUGCCAGCACACCCAAGAACAUUGUAGGCCUAGAGUAAUUUCUGGUCUUUUUUUUUUUUUUUGUGACAAUGAAGAGUAAUGUUUAGAUGAGUUGAGUCACAAGGACCAAUAUCUUCUCAUUUCAAGCAUUUUCUGAAGCAAUGUCUCUCUUUUGUUUUGUUUUGUUUUUCUUUUUCUGCCCCUUAUCUUGAACCCAUGGCUUCUUUAUUGCAAUUUCCU
Molecule: messenger RNA, 1769 nt
Organism: Prosopis cineraria
Lineage: Eukaryota; Viridiplantae; Streptophyta; Magnoliopsida; Fabales; Fabaceae
Product: serine carboxypeptidase-like 16
Exons: 14
Coding region: 109-1542 (477 amino acids)
Biological process (GO): proteolysis; secondary metabolic process
Molecular function (GO): serine-type carboxypeptidase activity; acyltransferase activity, transferring groups other than amino-acyl groups
Source: RefSeq, a predicted model, not a curated record